Zeugodacus cucurbitae (melon fly) is the source of this 2010-nucleotide messenger RNA. RefSeq names its product synembryn (gene ric8a). Gene Ontology annotation, molecular function: G-protein alpha-subunit binding; guanyl-nucleotide exchange factor activity. Gene Ontology annotation, cellular component: cytoplasm. The transcript is spliced from 3 exons. The coding region runs from base 290 to 1954 and encodes 554 amino acids. The record is from RefSeq and is a predicted model, not a curated record. Gene Ontology annotation, biological process: G protein-coupled receptor signaling pathway. NCBI's taxonomy places the organism in Eukaryota, Metazoa, Arthropoda, Insecta, Diptera, Tephritidae.
UGAAAUUUUAUAAAUCUGCAAAUGUUCUUUAUUCUCUCAUAAUGAGUUCAAAUUUAAUACGCCGCGUGAAUAAAUGGAAGAUAUUUUGAUAAAUUAUCUCAAAAUUCGGAAAGAAUAAAAUUAAUUAGAGAAACAAAAGUUAGUUAGUUUAUUAUCUAGCAAUUACAUCCAUCUGAACAAAUAUAUAUAGGUCGGAUCAAUACAAAUACUAAAUAACUACAAAGUUAUGAUAACAUAUAAAUAGGUAGUGGAGACACAUAUAUUUAAUACGCCGAAGUGACAAAUUUUAAUGGAGGAACAUAAAUUAGAGGAAUUGCGCAGCAAAAAUUUUGAUCAAAUUAAAUCUAUAUUGACCGAUUUUAACACAAAAAAUGAUGAUCUUUUCAACUUUUCGGCUUUCCACAUUGAUGGGCGCUGGCAUGCUAUGUGGCGUGCUCUCUUUGAUAUCCUUAAAGAUGAUAGCUUACAGGACUUGCAUGAUCUAACUUUAAAUAGUGUCCGAAUUCUCACCAGAGACAAAUGUAGUUUACAAACAGAGGACUUAGAAGAAGAUGUUUCUUGUCUUCUUAAACUGGCUCACUUGGAACAUCCCGAAGCAGUGGAUGUUUCUGAUACUACCGAGCCAACUGACAUUGACUCGGACGGAUUAACAGUUCAAAGUGUUAAUGUACACUGGAGCGACAACACAACCAGAGUUGUAGUGGAGUCUCUAAAGUGUCUGUGUAAUUUAGUAUACCAAUGUGCAGAUCGUCGUCGACAAUGCGUAAAAUCCAACAUUACAGAUGCUAUUUUAAAGCGGGUUGCAUCCUCUGUACAACAUCCUCCUUCAGUUGAAUUUUUCGAUAUGAAGUUGUUAUUUCUAAUAACAGCAAUGGAGCCAGCUACACGCACACGUGUACAAAUUGAUUUGAAUGGAGUCGCAUAUAUGACUGAAUGGCUUGACGAAAAACUUGCUGAAAAAGAUAUUGGUGAUGAGCAUAUGGAUUUAUUGUGUGAGAUGCUAAAAGUAAUGUUUAAUAUCACUACAAAUUCCGAUAGAAGCCCAAAUGAAAAUGAAAUUCAAAGUCGACAUUUGACUGGUGUACUCCGAAAAUUGCUUUUAAAUUUCGGGGAUCUAAGGAAUGAGCGAGAGCGUAACAUCAUUAUGCACGCCAUCAAUCUUUUGACAAAUAUCUCCGGUAGUUGCUUAACAGAGUUAUUGAUAAAGAGUGAAUCAAGUGGGCCGUCUACAUCUCCUAUAGUAAUUUUUGAAGGCUACAAUGUUCGUACAUUAGAAAUAAUUACUAGAUACUUAAAAGUCGUAUUAGAUGAACAGGGAAAUGCUGCAACAUCUAAUGAACUAAUCUCACCUGUUCUAACAUUGCUGGUUAAAUGUGCACGAAGUGAUAGAAUUUUGCGACACUAUAUUAGAAGUGUAGUGUUACCCCCAUUACGGAAUGUUUAUAAACGACCUGAGGUAGGAAAUGAACUACGAAAUCAUUUAUGUCGGUUUCUAACUUUACCCGAAAUGUUGUUGCGUGACUUGGCUACAGAAUUACUCUUUGUGUGCUGUAAAGAAAAUGUUUCACGUAUGGUAAAGCAUACUGGUUAUGGUAACGCUGCUGGCUUAUUUGCAAAGCGUGGUCUUCUGGGUGGACGGCAUGUCGAAAACACUGAUUAUUCUUCAGAUAGCGAGGACAGCGAUACAGAGGAAUAUAAACAGGCACAACAUAACAUCAAUCCAGUCAUUGGUUGUUAUGAGGCCCCGAAAAAGAGUCCUUUCGAAGGUAUGUCUGAGGAGCAGAAACAAUAUGAGGCCAUGCAGCUUGUAAAUCUGAUCGAUAAAUUACACAAAACGGGGGUGGUUCAACCAUGUCGUAUUGGUGAGGACGGCAAGCCACAGCCUGUAGAUCAUAUUUUACAAUUGCAAGAGGAAUUACCUCAACAACAAGCGGAUCAAAAACGUAAAACAUAAAUUGCGCCUUCUCGUUUAGCAAAAUGUUAGUCAAAAACAAAAGAUACUAAGCCAAU